AUGUUAUGUGGCGCCGCGCCCAUUAAGCAGACAGGAGCGGUCGUUGACCCGAUGUGCACCCUCCACCGUUAUCGACGUCAAAAGAUAUUGAUCUUAAAUCGAAACGAAUCUCUAAAAAUGGACGCACGAACGAGUUUACUUUUAAGUGUGGGAGCGAGCUUGCUGGUUAUGUGUUUGGGCCAACGUGCGGAACAGCUGCUCGCACAGAACCCUUGCUCGAGUAAGACGACGUGUAGCGACUGCGCCCGCACACCGACCUGUGCGUGGUGCUUCGCCCCCGAGUUCAAUGGUCCCCGGUGCUUUAACCCCGCCAUGGAGGGCGGCACGGCUGGAUGUGACGAGGCCUAUAUAUUCAACCCCGACAACCAACAGUCAAUAGACCCAAUGUAUAAUCGGGAACUUACUAGAGCGAAAGGGCGAAUGGGUAUGGGAAUGGAGUCGUCAUAUUAUGAAGAGUCCAUGAGCAGCAGUAGCAGUAGUAGCAGCAGCAGUAGCAGUAGCAGUAUAAAGGGCGGAGGCUUCAUGGGUGGUGCUGCCGGUGGCGAGAAUCUCGUCCAAAUCAAGCCGCAGAGAGUAAAACUACAGUUGCGAAUGAAUCAAAUGCAAAAGAUGACGUUCUCUUAUGCCCAAGCACAGGACUAUCCAGUAGAUCUUUACUACCUCAUGGACUUGAGUAGAUCCAUGAAAAACGAUAAAGAAAAACUCAGUACGCUCGGCAGUUUGCUCUCGAGCACCAUGAGAAAUAUCACUUCGAACUUCCGAAUCGGAUUUGGUUCGUUCGUCGACAAACUUGUUAUGCCAUAUGUUUCGACUGUGCCCAAGAAUUUAAUAUCACCCUGCGAUGGUUGCGCUGCGCCAUAUGGUUACAAAAACCAAAUGUCUCUCAGCAAUGACACUGAUUAUUUUGAUAAAGCAGUGGCCCUCGCUGACGUGUCUGGAAACCUGGACGCGCCCGAGGGCGGCUUCGACGCCAUCAUGCAGGCAGUUGUGUGCAAGAACGAAAUAGGCUGGCGUGAACACGCCAGGAAGCUGCUCGUCUUCUCAACUGACGCCGGCUUCCAUUACGCGGGAGACGGGAAGUUGGGAGGUAUCGUACAACCAAAUGACGGGGAAUGCCACAUGGAAAACAACUCAUACACUCAUUCCACCACCCAAGACUACCCAAGCAUUUCACAAAUUAAUUUAAAGGUGAAGCAGCACGCAAUCAACGUGAUAUUCGCUGUGACGGCGGAACAGAUCAGUGUGUACGAGCAGCUCAGCAAGCACAUCGAGGGCUCCAGCUCCGGUAUACUUAGCGAAGACUCCGACAACGUCGUCGACCUCGUGCGAGAACAGUACAAUAAAAUUACGUCGACUGUAGAAAUGAAGGAUACUUCAAACGAUGCGGUGCAAAUAUUAUAUUACUCAUCGUGCCUCGGCAGCAAGGACAAUGUUAUGCAAACGAACAAAUGCGAAGGCCUUAAAGUCGGUGAUGUCGUCGAAUUCACAGCUGAAGUUACACUCAAAGAAUGUCCUAAAGAUUCGAGCAAAUGGAAGCAGAAUUUCAGCAUUUACCCCGUUGGUGUGUCUGAGAGUCUUAAUGUUGAACUGGAAAUGCUUUGCGACUGUCCCUGUGAGCAUCCUGGACAUCAUGCGUACAACGACAGCCCGCUAGUGUGCAGCGGCGAGGGCAUAUCCGCGUGCGGCGUGUGCGUGUGCGCGCCCGGCCGCUUCGGCAAGAGCUGCGAGUGCUCGGCGCACGGCGGCGGCUCGCUGGAGCAGGAGCGCGGCUGCCGCCCCACCAACGCCUCCUCCGGCCCGCUCUGCUCCAACCGCGGCACCUGCAUCUGCGGCGUCUGCGAGUGCAACAAGAUGGAGGACCCGCUCAAGGUGAUAUCUGGUCCGUUCUGCGAGUGCGACAACUUCACGUGCGACAUGAACAAGGGCUUCCUAUGCUCGGGGCCGGAGCACGGCGAGUGCGUGUGCGGCAAGUGCGUGUGCCGCCCCGAGUACAGCGGGCCCGCCUGCCAGUGCCUCGAGGAUCAGACGCCUUGUAUAUCUAGGGAAAACGGCAAAAUCUGCAGUGGAAACGGAAAAUGUGUCUGCGGCCAGUGCGUGUGCAACGUAGAUGAUGACCGACACUACUCUGGCAAAUUCUGCGAGAAGUGCCCGACGUGCCCGGGCAAGUGCGAGGACUUCAAGGCGUGUGUGCUAUGCGAGGUGCACAAGCGCGGGCCCAACUACGCGCCCGACGAGCCGGCGCGCGAGUGCGGCGACUGCAACCUCUUCCCAGAGGUCGUUGAAGGGAAGGUUGAAGCAAACGAAACAUUGAACGAACAUUUGUGCAGCUUCUACGACGACGAAGAUUGUUUAUAUGUAUAUGUGUACUCUUACAAUGAAUCUCAACAUUUGCACAUUAGAGCACAAAAGGAACAUGAAUGUCCACGGAAGGUAUUCAUCCUCGGCAUAGUGCUGGGCGUGAUCGCCGCCAUCGUGCUGGUGGGGCUGGCGCUGCUCAUGCUGUGGAAGAUGGUCACCACCAUACACGACCGCCGCGAGUUCGCACGCUUCGAGAAGGAGCGCAUGAUGGCCAAGUGGGACACGGGAGAAAAUCCUAUCUACAAACAAGCGACAUCCACUUUCAAAAAUCCAACAAAGAACACUUUAGUGGUAUACAAAGGCUCCGCAGGUGGGUCGGCGAUUAAUCACGGCGAGGAAUUCGCGGCGGGGGCGGCGGCGGCGCGCUGCCCUAGUGCCGCCUCGGGAUCCGCGCCGCACGCCCGCCCGCCCUGUCGCCGCGACGCGAUACAUGGCCCGCGAUAUCCCUCACUAAUUCUUUAUUUGCUCGCGAUAAGGAUUGCAAAGCUUCUUAAAAAUGCAAACUCAAAGACGUUGCUACGUAAAGUAGCGAAAGCCGCUGGGAGUAAUGGUAUGGUAGAUAUUACUACUGGCAUUUGUGUUCUGGAGAAGGACAAGAAUAGUCGGUCUGAGAAAACU
Brenthis ino (lesser marbled fritillary) is the source of this 2976-nucleotide messenger RNA. Lineage: Eukaryota; Metazoa; Arthropoda; Insecta; Lepidoptera; Nymphalidae. The record is from the annotation of a GenBank genome assembly.